Sitophilus oryzae (rice weevil) is the source of this 2867-nucleotide messenger RNA. RefSeq lists its product as uncharacterized. The coding region runs from base 88 to 2652 and encodes 854 amino acids. The transcript is spliced from 13 exons. Gene Ontology annotation, biological process: signal transduction. The record is from RefSeq and is a predicted model, not a curated record. Lineage: Eukaryota; Metazoa; Arthropoda; Insecta; Coleoptera; Curculionidae.
GGUAUGUUUCAAAUUUCAAAAAAGAAUGUUGCCGAGAUGCUGAGUGUUGUUUGUUUUUAUACCUAAUAGUCAAGAAUAGCUUUAAAAAUGUUUAUUAACGAUGUGAAUAAAAAGGAAGAAAUUCGAAACAUUGCCAUACAGCAUUUAAGAAAGGAUGGUAUCAAAUAUAGACCAAAAAAGGGGCGUCCACCCCCUCAGAUAACUAGAUAUGGAAAAAAAUUCUUUAAAGUGCCAUUAGUUAACUUGGAGACUGAGACAGUAACAUUAUCAAAUGGUCAACAACUGACAAUACCAAAGAGAAUUCAUGAAUUAUGUACUUACAUUUUAUCCAGAGUACAGACUGAAGGAAUUUUUAGAAAGGAGGGCUCAAAAUCUCGACAAAAUGAAAUCAAAUUGUUGCUUGACCGUGGCUGUAGUUUAGGAGAUGAACACCAUGUAAUAGAUAUAGCAGUGGUUUUAAAAUGUUUUUUAAGAGAACUACCAGAACCACUCAUUCCAUCUAAUUACCAUGAGCUGUUUUUACGCUGUAGCAUAGUUGAAAACAAGUUAGAAUCUUUGUUGUUGUCGUGUUUAUUGUUGCCAAGUGAAAAUUUAAAUGUUUUAUCUUAUUUAAUGCAGUUUUUUUAUGAAGUGGCUGGAUAUUCUUCAUGUAACAAAAUGAAUUUUGGAAACCUAUCGAUUUUGGUAGGGCCUAAUAUAUUUCCUAUUGAUGAGAAAAUGGUUCCAAAAUCCUCUCUUAUGAUUACAAAGAUAUGUGAUAUAACAAAAUUGUUAAUAGAAAAUUCUAAGAAUAUUGGAGUUAUUCCUGACAAUAUAAUAGAACAAGUGGGACAAAUAAGAGAAGCUGAGUCUGAAAAAAGAAGAAAAAAUAAAAGGAGAAGUGGUUCGUUAACAAGAAUGUUCAGUGGUCUAAAGAAAAUUGUCAGUAGUAAGUCAGAUGAAGAUUUAAUUGGAAAUAAUAUAGUUACACCUGAUUUGUUAACGCCUACUGUAUCAUAUUUGAAGAAAAGGAAGGCAGAGAGUGGGUUGUCACUGAAAAAAAAGAAAGAUGUUUUAACAAAAUUGCCUGAUUGUGCCCUAUUAAAUACACCCUUUAGUCCAACCAGGACUCCGGUCAGCGUGAAUCCAAAUGGUUUAAAGACGAAUAGUGUCCUAAAUCUGGACCCAGAAUGUGAUAACAUUCACAAGGAAAAGAAAAUGCACUGGUACAUGAGAAGCAAAAGUAUGAAGAGUUUAAAAGAAGAUGAAAUACCUACACGAAGGAACAGUUUGGGCGCCAAAUCUUUGUUGGAAAGAAGAUGGUCUGCUGUGAGUAAUGCUGCCAACUUGAGAAAGAAAAAACGGAACUCUUGUGCUGGUACUAAAAAAGAACUCAUGCUAUCACAAAAGAAUCUCGGUUUGAAACUAGAGGAGCCGGACUACAUUAGAGUACCUAAAGUGGAGUAUGAGGAUUUUAAAAAUAGGAUUACAGAAAUAGAAAGACGAAUCUCUUUGGAGUUGGAAAAUGCACAUACUAUGGAUACUAGAACAGUGGAAACCCAGAAACAACUUAUGGACAAUAACAACAUAGAAAACGUCCAAACCGCUUACAAAAAAACUUUAGAGUCGGCUUCGAUCAGUCCCAUCACAGAUCAGCUAGCUAGGAGGCUAAGCAGGGAUCUCAGAAUUCGCAGGAGCGCAGAUAAUAAGAUAAUUCGAUCUCCCAGCGCUCGAAAAAUAGGGAGUAUUAGAAGAAGGUCGACAGAAAGAGAGAAAAAAGGGGCUCAGGUCGUUAGGAACCAGUCCUGGCACGUAGGGACAGUGUCCCUCAUUCCUAGGAUCGAGAUAACGAGGAAAAAACAGGAUGCAACAGACUUAACUCCAACAUUACAAAAAUCGCCUGCAAUGUCUAAAAGAUCCCUAGGACUCAAACCAAGAAGCCCUACGACCUUUACAGGAAACGCUAAGAACUUGCCACAAUCGAGCCCUCAGAUUUCAACCAACGUAUCCGGCUCUACGAGUUUUGACACGACAGCGACGUCAUCGGAUCAUUGGAUCAGUGCAGAGGGUUUCUUUACCAGCCCUAGUAGUCCGCAAGACGUGUCCGCUAAUGGUAGGGCUUCUGUGGCUAAACUGAGAAGUCAGAAUAUGGGUAUGGUGAGAGCCAAAGCACGCUUGUUUGAUAACUUAAAAGACUGUGAUUCUUCUAUAUCUUCAAAUCAAUCUUCACAAUCUCAACCCAGUUCGAUAAAAAGGUCUAUAAACAGAUCUGGUAAUGGUAUAUCUGUUAAAAGUAGUGACUCUACUAGAAUGUCUCAUAGGAUAAGAGCUUUAAGAUCUGAAGAGAAAAAAUAUAAGAAAAAUAGCAUUUCUCCGAGACGUAAGUAUGGAAACGUUUCUCAAAAGCAAAAACUACAAGCUCUGGGAAAACAGUAUAUCAAAAGCAAUAAAGAGACUAGUUCCAGUGAUAUAUUACAGGAUUAUACAGAGAUGACUACACCUCGUAGAGAUCUGAAUGGCAUUGAAAAAGCGAUAUCGUCACCACGAAGAGGUCAGAAUCAAAAUAUGCCAUAUAUUAAAGUACCGCUUACUGUAAAAACACCAAAAAGACUCUGUAGAACGCCUGGAGUUGAUAGAAAGACUCCACUACGUGUUUUAGCUACGCCUAUAUAGAGGUUCUCAUUUUUAAUGUUGAUUUCUGAUUUUUAUUUGUUUAAACCUUUUUUUUGCAACAAGUGUAUCGUUAUUUAACUAUCUGUUUUUUUUAUUAAUACUUUUGACAAGAGUGAGUUUUCUUAUUUUUAGUUUUUUGUUUUGUUGCUCAAUUUUAAUCAAGAAUCUCAACUCAGCUCAACUACUGAUUUGAAUAUCAACUGUAAAUGUAUUUU